Molecule: messenger RNA, 1402 nt
Organism: Fundulus heteroclitus (mummichog)
Lineage: Eukaryota; Metazoa; Chordata; Actinopteri; Cyprinodontiformes; Fundulidae
Product: myelin-associated glycoprotein-like
Exons: 13
Coding region: 137-1297 (386 amino acids)
Source: RefSeq, a predicted model, not a curated record
AUAACAUUUGUGGAAGCUGUCAAAAUAAAUCAUUCUAAAGGAAGGGGUUUUAAAGAACAGCUCAGAAAAGACAUAAAACGCCUUUGGAGUCCUUCCUAUUUAAGUAAGGAUUUCCAUCACUACCACCUUUAGAAGAAUGGACCAUGACAGAAAGAUCAUGAUGUGUUUGAUUUUAGCUGUUGUUUUCAGCCCUGUGUUUGGACAAACCUGGGAGGCCACUGUUGUAAAAACCAUUGAUGCACUGGUCGGCUCUUGUGUUGUGCUGCCCUGUACAUUCAAUCAUCCUGGUAGUCAACUGCCUAGCUCCAGACUCAGGGGCAUCUGGCAUCGUAAAGAUGACAAGAAUGAGAUGUUCUACCAUGAGGAUGAAACAAAGAUACAGGACAGCUUUAAGGACCGAACAAAGUUGCUGGGACACCUGGGUCAAAAAAACUGCACCUUAGAAAUACUUCAAGUUAAAGAUCAUGACAACGGCCCUUUCUGUUUCCGCAUUGAAUUAGUGGAAAAAGAUGACAACAAACCCAAUAGUGAUAAGUUCUCCUUUGUUGAACAAUGUGCUGAAAUCAGAAUGCUCCAUGACGCACCUAAACCCAAACUGCGUCCAUUAAAGACAAUCGUUCAAGGAAAACCCAGCACUGUCACCUGUUCCAUCCGCCACACCUGCGCCUCCCAUUGGCCUGAAAUUACAUGGAGUCGAGGAAGUAAGGAUGAAAUCAAUGAAGUUCAUAGAGACAUUAAUGGAGGGAUCUGGGAAACAGAGUCCAUCCUGGUGUUCAUUCCUGAGGAGAAGGAUGACCACACCGACCUCACCUGUACAGCAAAAUUUCAUGGAGGGAAGAGCUCCAUCUCAACGUUCACACUCAACGUAAAGCGCACAGACAACUACAACCACAUCAUCAUUCCCAUUGUUGCAAUAGCUGUCACUGCUUUGAUCUUUGGACUUCUCUGUGUGUUGAUGGUGAAGAAGUACAAGAAACGUAUUCAAGAGCUUCAAAGCCAGGAUGGCAGCAUGUGGAACAGGAUGUCUAGACUGUCUCGCCGGCUUCGUUCUGGUGCCUCAGGACCAACCCGUUCUAACCAAAGAAGGUCUAUUUGGAGCCGAUUUUCGAGGAGACCUCAAAGGAACGAGUUUGAUCAGAGCCCCAACAAUGCAACCUCCUGUGGUGGACAGACUGCGAGCAAGCCUCGCUGCCCAUCUCCAAAAAGUGAGCCAAAAUCCUUCAAUUACAAAAAGGGGACUGAUAACAAUGACGUCUACAUGAAUACAGCAGACCUAAAUCUUUAUGGAAAUGUAUGAACAGCUAAGAGCAUAUUCUCAAGUUGAUCCAGAAAGUAUUUAGCCAACAUAAUCAUUAGAAUCCUUUGUUUUAACUCUUCGGUCAUAUAAGCAACAUACUUUACA